UUUACUUUCUUUCACUCACCGGAAAAGGAUGUGCAAUGGGCGUGGCUUAAUGUAUUCUCUAAUCUCCAGCGCGCCGUACAUAACGCAUGAUUUGAAAAGUACCCUGUAGACUGGCAGUUGGUCGAUCCUUGUUUAUAGCGAUCAGCGCAAACGUACAACAACAAACACUCAGAGCCAAUCAACACGCGUAGUCUUCAAUCCAGUCUAGGCUUUAGCCAACGCGCUGGUCGAAGUUGAAUUUGUUUGUGAAUAUCGACAGGAUCCAUGUCAGCCGAUUCAUUAUGGCUGAUGCGCAGAGAAACACGAGGAGCUCCAGUGUAACAGAUUUGAAGAAUGAAGGAGGGUAUGAAAUCUCCAUCCCCUUUGAAAAUAGCAACCCGGACGAGUCUGGCUUCUAUAAUCAAAAUGAUCAGGCUUUCGAUGCGGAGUCUGCCUCGGGUCAGGUUCCUCCUUGCAGUCCGUACUUUUUGAUCUCCAGUCUCCGAGCCCAGCUGCAGAUUUCUCUGGAAAAGAACUCCUGGCUCCAGAAGCGCAUCGAAGACCUGGAGGAGGAGAGGGACUUUCUCCGCUGCCAACUCGACAGAUUCAUUUUCACCUCCAAGAGUCAGGAGAGGAACGAACCUCAAGUGGACUCUAUGCAAAAGCCCACCAAUCAGAAACCCCUCACCCGAAAGGCGUCCACUCCUUCUCCAACACCUAUGACGACCCGCUCUGGGCAAAUUCUAACACGCAAUCAGAAGCGUAGUAGAAAAAGCAGCACACAAGAUGAAGAUGAGGAGGAGGAGGAGGAGGAGGUGAUUGAGGAGGAGUAUAUUGAGGAGGAAGGCUACGUAGAAGAGGAGCAGAUUGUUACAGAUGAAGAUGGCGAUGAUUCAGACAGUAAAAGUUCACGGAAGAGCCGUUCAAGCAGGAUGAAUGGCCAGACAAGGAUGAAAAGACGGCGUGUUUUCCGUAUUGCUCGAGGCAUGGAGAGACAGAGAGUUAAAGACCCUGCAGGAGUUCUGCUUCGCUACAAGAAGAUCCUUGUGACUUAUCAGAAGUUGAAGAGCAUGUCUAGAGCAUUCCAGGUUCAUGGUGUUGACCGUAACACCGUGGCCUCUUCUACACCUAUCGCUGAGCUGCUACUGGUUGCCCCUGAGAAGGUAGCAGAGGUUGGCGAGUUUGAUUCCUCCAAGGAGAAGCUUCUGGAUUAUGCGAGGCGCUGCUAUAAAGCUCUCGACGAAGCUGCUCAUGCUAAGGUGCAGGCCUUGAAGAAGAACAACCUCUUGCUGCCCAUUUCAUACAGGUUCAGGCACUGAAUUUCAAAAAAUGGAUUCCUCUAUUUGUGGUGGGCGGAGCCAGUAGUAUUGAGGUAGUGGUUUGGAUUCUUCAAGGUCCAUCCAAGCAACAUUAUGGACAUUUUUUCUCUCUCUCUACCUCAAUUGUAGAGCUACUCAUAAUUUGGAGUGGAAAAGUGUUCAUCUUUUCUUUUUUCUUUUUUUUGCUGUUUUUGAUUAUAGUAAUUCUCCAGAUCAAGUGAUUUAAGAUAUAUUUCUCCUAUAACUGUAAAUGGAGUGCCUGAGAAUUCAGUCCUGGUGUAUCAUGUUUCUCAGCUUGAUUGGAGGUAUGCCAUAAUGUGUGGGUUCAAAAGAAUUGCAUGUUGACCAUAACAAAACUUGGUAAAAUGUUGUAAAAAUUUCUGAAGGUCAGAGAGAGGCAAUUAAAUAUAUAAAGGGAGAUAGGGGCUGAGUGAAUCCAGGAAUCUGUGAGAUGUUUGGUCAGUCACUGUAUUAAAAAAGUUACCUGUCCUUUAUUUUUGUAUUUUUUGUAUAUCCUUAAGUUUGUUACUGCCUCCUAAUCACUGCCUAAUCACAUUAUUAUUAUUAGUUGAUGAAAUCAUAUUAAUUUUUCUUGUUUGCGUUAUUAGGUUGGGAAUCAUUUGAGCUAGCUUACCUCUCUUAUUGAAGACAUAAACCAGAAUAAAGAUUCUCCAGGGGUCAAAUCAAUUUCUCAGCUUGCUAUUAUUUAAACGAAAGAAUGGCAAAGAAAACUUUGUCUUCCUAAAUCAUUUUCAGUUUUCAAAUCUUUAUCAUCUGUGUUGGAUGUUGGUAACUGUAAUAAGUUUUUAAUGAAAAGAAAAGGGGCUAAAAAGAAGCACCUGCUGCAGUUCUCUUCCAUGCAAAACUUUGUGUAGGGAAACCCAAAGACCAAAGCAUAGAAACUAUAACAUAAUCCUCAGGGAUGAGGUAAAAUAUUUAUCGACCAAUCAUUUCAAUUUCUGGGCUUCCAGUGUAUUGCUGCCUUAUUACAUGACUGUAGUCCUCAUACACCUCAUAUACUACUGAAGUCGGUGAUCUUGUUGAGUUCCUCAAAUUAAACCUAUUUAAAAUGAACAUAUCCCACCCUUUUCCAGUAAUAUUGGUAUUUCUACAGCACAGAUUUGUGCUCUAUUUGACAAAUUAUAUUGAUAUCAGAGGCACUGUUUACUUUUUGUGUCAUUUUGUACAAAUUGGGUACCAGUUCUUGCGACUACUCAACGCAAACCUCAAAUGUCUGAGAUAUGCUUUCUGAGAUGUGUUUGAUCUAAAAUAUUAUUUAUGAUAUAUAAGAGUGCCUUGUACAACAUCAAAACUCUCAAUAUCUCUGUUUCCAAUAGUUUUUUCUUUCUUUCAUAUACCUCGUAGUAUAAAGGUUUAAGAGAUAAUAUUUUGCUAAAGUAGUGUUUAUAUAUUGCAGCAUCAGUUUGAUGGCUUGGUUGUAAAGCAGCAGUUUUGAUGUAGUUUUUUUUGUUUCUUUUGUAAUUAUGAAUUCCUACUGUUUUGUUUUUUAUUUUGUAUUAUCCUGUGACUGUGUACAUUUCCUAAUUGUAUC
Molecule: messenger RNA, 2850 nt
Organism: Xyrauchen texanus (razorback sucker)
Lineage: Eukaryota; Metazoa; Chordata; Actinopteri; Cypriniformes; Catostomidae
Product: coiled-coil domain-containing protein 106-like
Exons: 7
Coding region: 282-1298 (338 amino acids)
Cellular component (GO): nucleoplasm
Source: RefSeq, a predicted model, not a curated record